Messenger RNA from Melospiza georgiana, 1259 nucleotides. It is a transcript of the gene WNT3, whose product is annotated as Wnt family member 3. Gene Ontology annotation, molecular function: frizzled binding; cytokine activity. Lineage: Eukaryota; Metazoa; Chordata; Aves; Passeriformes; Passerellidae. Gene Ontology annotation, cellular component: extracellular region. Gene Ontology annotation, biological process: multicellular organism development; neuron differentiation; canonical Wnt signaling pathway. Bases 1 to 1068 code for a protein of 355 amino acids. The record is from RefSeq and is a predicted model, not a curated record. The transcript has 4 exons.
AUGGAUUACCACCUGCUUGGACUAAUUCUGUCUUUUCUCUUCAAUGGCACAAAGGUCUUAGCCGGUUACCCAAUUUGGUGGUCCCUGGCCCUGGGCCAGCAGUACAGCUCCCUGGGCUCCCAGCCCAUCCUCUGUGGCUCCAUCCCCGGCCUGGUGCCCAAGCAGCUCCGCUUCUGCCGCAACUACAUCGAGAUCAUGCCCAGCGUGGCCGAGGGGGUGAAGCUGGGCAUCCAGGAGUGCCAGCACCAGUUCCGGGGCCGCCGCUGGAACUGCACCACCAUCGAUGACAGCCUGGCCAUCUUCGGGCCUGUCCUGGACAAAGCCACGCGCGAAUCCGCUUUCGUGCACGCCAUCGCCUCGGCCGGGGUGGCCUUUGCUGUCACCCGCUCCUGCGCCGAGGGCACCUCCACCAUCUGUGGCUGUGACUCCCACCACAAGGGACCCCCGGGGGAUGGCUGGAAGUGGGGGGGCUGCAGCGAGGACGCCGACUUCGGGGUGCUGGUGUCCCGGGAGUUCGCGGACGCGCGGGAGAACCGGCCGGACGCGCGCUCCGCCAUGAACCGGCACAACAACGAGGCUGGCCGGACGACCAUCCUGGACCACAUGCACCUCAAGUGCAAGUGCCACGGGCUCUCGGGGAGCUGCGAGGUCAAGACCUGCUGGUGGGCCCAGCCCGAUUUCCGAGCCAUCGGGGACUACCUGAAGGACAAAUACGACAGCGCCUCGGAGAUGGUGGUGGAGAAGCACCGCGAGUCGCGGGGCUGGGUGGAAACCCUCAGGGCCAAGUACGCGCUCUUCAAGCCGCCAACGGAGCGGGACCUGGUGUACUACGAGAACUCCCCCAAUUUCUGUGAGCCCAACCCCGAGACGGGCUCCUUUGGGACGAGGGACAGGACGUGCAACGUCACCUCGCACGGCAUCGACGGCUGCGACCUGCUGUGCUGCGGGCGCGGCCACAACACGCGGACUGAGAAGCGCAAGGAGAAAUGUCACUGCAUCUUCCACUGGUGCUGCUACGUCAGCUGCCAGGAGUGCACGCGGGUCUACGACGUCCACACCUGCAAGUAAAGCACAGGUGGGGCUCCACUGGUGGAGGUGGCUCCCAGAGCAGGGCCCCAGGGGUCACUCAGACCCACAUGUGGCCUCACACUGCUGGAGGAUGGCACAAAAAUCCUGGUGGCCCCAGCCAGGGCACCGAGAAGGCUCUGGGCAGCUCAUGAGGUAAGGUGGGACUGCUGGUGCCUCGGGCUGCCUGGGGA